AUGGAGGUCAAUCAGUCAAAACUGAAUGCUGCCAAGGUCAUAGAAGAGUCUAUGGCUGCUAAUGUGCAAGAAGAACUUAAGCAAAGUCGUGCUCAAAUUCAACAACAGCAGGAGCAAGAUCUCCUAGCAUUGGAGGAACUUAACAGGAAACAACAGCUCAAGGCUAAGAAACAAAAAGUGCUACAGGGGGGCCUCAAUGACAAAGACCUGCCUGUGGACCAAGAUGAAGAUAUGGAUCUUCCAAUCAUAGACAAUGAUAGGAACAUAACAGGCCAAGAUAUGGAUUGUCAAAUCACGCCUCCUUUUAUUCAGAACAACAAUAAUAAUGCUGUCAAUACACAUGAUGAUCAAGCACAUGAGAAUGACCGACACCCUAGUCCAUCACCUGACAGAGAAAUACCUCAAACUGCCGACGACUUUGAUCAAUUAGCUCAACUCGAUGAUCUCAAAACAACCUUGGCAUUUAUCAAGGCCAUGGAACAAGCCUCCCUUGGUGACCAGUACACCCGAAGGUCUUUUGACAAUGAAACACUAGCAUGGCUGCGAAAUGCACCAUCAGAAGUUCCCCUUUUGGAUGAUCCGUCACUGAGGAUAUCUAUUAAGAUGAUUUUAAGGCUAUCAAAUUUCUCAGACAAGGCUUAUGAUGAGUUUGGGAUGUUCUCACAGAGGAGAUCCCGAACUUACCAUUACUGUCUCAAUAUCAAGUCAAAUGGUGCAUUAGAAAAAUCACUGGCGUCAACUCCAUCAAGAAUGACAUGUGUAUAA
Serpula lacrymans var. lacrymans S7.9 is the source of this 765-nucleotide messenger RNA. RefSeq lists its product as uncharacterized. The transcript is spliced from 3 exons. The coding region runs from base 1 to 765 and encodes 254 amino acids. The record is from RefSeq and is a predicted model, not a curated record. Lineage: Eukaryota; Fungi; Basidiomycota; Agaricomycetes; Boletales; Serpulaceae.